This is a messenger RNA of Mollisia scopiformis, 4884 nucleotides long. Its product is annotated as TRP-domain-containing protein. NCBI's taxonomy places the organism in Eukaryota, Fungi, Ascomycota, Leotiomycetes, Helotiales, Mollisiaceae. The record is from RefSeq and is a predicted model, not a curated record. Gene Ontology annotation, molecular function: protein binding. The transcript is spliced from 8 exons. Gene Ontology annotation, biological process: transmembrane transport; fungal-type cell wall biogenesis. The coding region runs from base 1 to 4884 and encodes 1627 amino acids.
AUGGCACGAUUUCCUUCGUUAUCCUCGGCGUCAUGGUCCACGGCGUUUGUCUCUUCUCUCGCCCUCUUCAGUACAUUAAUUCCUUCGGUACGAGCACAGAGUUCGAGUUCGGAUACAAUACAGGGAACAAAUGGGGCGGGAGUAACACAAACACUGCUGGUGGAUAGGUUUCCGGCAUUGUACUCGGGAAACUUUGGUGAUUGUAUGGGAGGACAGAGCUUGAUCAACCUGACAUCCUACGAUGCGGCCUACUACGCAGAUAAUAUGACCGUCCUGUUUAACCUGGCUGGAACCACCAAUCUCAGGAACGAGUCUUUAAUGUUAUACAUCUCCGUCAUGGCUUACGGCGAGGAUCGAUUUGACCUUGUGUUCAAUCCGUGCAAUGCCAACUUUGCCAGUCUAUGUCCCCUGAACGCCAGUGUUCCCAUAACUGGUGGAGCUGUCAUUCCAGUUUCUACAUCCGAUGUCUCCGCCAUUCCCAAUAUUGCAUUGUCAAUUCCAGAUUUCGAAGCAUCAGUACAAUUACGAUUCUUCUCCAACUCCUCGGAGACACAAAUUGCUUGCUUCCAGGCUGUGAUGCGAAAUGGAGCAAGUUUCUCUCAUCCAGCUGCGGUGGGAUCCGUCCUUGGAAUCUUCACAUUCGUAGCUGUCUUGGCAUCCUUUGCAACGGCCAUCUACGGAGUCAGUGUACCGCAUAUGCGAACCCACUAUGCACACUCUUUAUCUGUCCUCGUCGUCUUCGAGGUCUUUCAGUCCAUAUUCUUCUCUGGUGCAAUAUCCCUGAACUGGCCCAGUGUUUGUGCUGCUUUCUGGAGCAACUUUGCGUGGUCAGCCGGUAUGAUAUAUACUCCAACAAUCAUCAACUCUAUCAACAGCUUCGUAGGUGUAUCUGGAAAUGCUAGUCAGGUUGGCGGCGCUGGAUCGACGAUUCUAAACAACAACGGAGGCCUCCAACAACAGAUUUACGGACGUUCCAUUGACAGCGCUUCCGAGUUCGCUCGAAGUGAGCAAGUUGCGAGCCGCAUCUACGAACGAGCAAUCGAGACAAGUCCCUAUGAACUCGCCAAAAGAACUGCGCAGCUUGCAGGUAACAUUGUGAAGAGAGCCACAAAUUCAACCAAUGGAACACAGUCAGAACAACUAUUCGCAUGGUCUGGCGUUCCGGUGGCUCCUGGUCUUCCACUCCCUGGAAACUGGUCGGGGUUCGCAGGCGAGCUUUCUCUGGUCAGCGUGCCAGCUGCAGAUGCAUUCAUGGUAGGCUUUCUGUGGUUCUUGAUCCUCGUGGCUAUCCUCAUUGGAGCAACUAUCGCAUUCAAAUACGCUUUGGAAGGGUUGAGCGCCAUCAAAUGGAUUAAGCAUGAUCGAUUCGCUUACUUCAGAAGUCACUGGAUGGGAUUCACUGGUCUGAUUGUUCUUCGAUCGUGCUUCAUUGCCUUCUUCAUGAUGAUGACUCUGGCCUUGUUCCAAUUCUCAUCAGGCGGGAAAGCUGGCCCAAUCGCCAUUGCUGUCAUUGUUUUCCUCGGAUUCUUCGUCGGAGCCAUCGGUACUGCGAUCUAUGCCUGCUUCUACAGAGUCAAAUUUGGCAAAUACGAGUCCUCACCUGAUCGUAUCCACUUCCAGCGCAAGAAGGUGUUCAAAUUCAUCCCAUGGUAUCGAACAGUCCGUGAGAGUUCUUUGGAAGAAGAGGACAGAACCAAGUCCGCUGGCUCGGUAUCGUUCUUCCAAAUUAGAUUCGUCGACCAGGACUCGGAAUCACAGAGUGUACACCAAAAUGUUGACUUCACCAAGCGCUUUGGGUGGCUUUCAGCACGUUAUCGACGAACUCGGUGGUGGUUCUUCAGCUUCUGGGUAGUCUAUCAAUUCGUGCGAGCUUGUUUCAUCGGUGGAGCCAGUCAAAGUCCAACAGCUCAGGUCUUUGGAAUCUUCGUCUGGGAGAUUAUUGCCUUUAUUGCAAUCAUCUGCAUUAACCCGUUCGAGGGAGCACGUAAUACUGCACUUGCUGUCUACAUGCUUGGUAUCAGCAAGGUUGCUACAGCAGGCCUUUCUAUCGCUUUCCUACCCCAGUUCAAUGUGGCCCGAAUUCCUACGACUGUUAUUGGCAUCAUUAUCAUCAUCGAGCAAGGUUUCCUUGUCAUUGGCGUCUUGAUCCUCAUUGUUCUCGGCGCCAUCUCGAGCUACAUGUCACUCACUCGCAACCGAGAAGAUUUCAGCCCCCACAGUCUCGAGAACAUUCGCAUGAAGUACUUUGGACACUUGGAGCAAAAAGAGAAGGAUGUGCCUCCACCUCCUCCACCACCGCCGGAGGAACCAAAGGAACCUUAUUUCGCCGUCAAGACUGUCCGUCGCGCUCCCAAGAUCGAGGACGAAGACGUCGACGACGUUCCGGACCUGGCCGAGUUCAAUCCUGCUGCAUCUCAACCCUCUCUUGCAGGCCCUGCUGCUCGUAGUAGAGCCAACAGCAUGGCCGGUAGUAUGCGUAGUCAUUACUCAAGCUAUGGUAAUGUACCAUAUGGUGCUCGAGUGCAUCGGGCGUCCUGGAGUUCUCGGGACUUCAAUCAGUAUCAGGAGGAACAGAAAGGUGACUCGCCCUUUGGCACGCCAUCGAGGACCACGAGAGUAAGUUACCCUAGGCAUAUGAGAAAGGAACGGCAAGAAGCUGACUUUGCAGUCUUGACAAGCCGCAAGUAUGGCGUUGCAACCAUCUGGUUGGUGGCCACACUGGGCGCGAAGUCAACCACGAAGAAAGUGACGAAGAAGGCGAUCAUUGGUGUCGACAUCAUCAAGGCCUGCGAGACCAUCAUGGAACCGGAGGCACCAAUGGCAUUGAGGCUUCAAAGCAACUUACUGUAUGGAGUAUCCAAGGUCUACAACCAGCAAUGGGAAUACCUCCUUUCCGAUGUGCAAGCAGCACAGAACAACAUUCGUGCCUUGUUGAGAACUGCUCGUUUCGAUGGACUCGAUCCUAAUGCUGGAAAGGCCAAUCCCAAUCACCUUAUCCUGAUGGACGAUCCAGCCUUCUCCCCAGACAUGAUCCUUCCUGACCUCGGAUUCGACCUCGACAGAGCCCUCACGCCACAAGCCGAUACUCAACGCUCCUCGCAAUCCAUGCUCUCGAUUCGUGGACGCAGCGGUUCCGUCUCUUCUCUCAACGCUGCUUCCGUCCUAGGUCUUGAUAUUGGAUCUUCCAGCAAUGGCGGCGCUGGUUCGUAUCAGCUUCCACCAAAUGGCAUGUUCCGCGACUCGUCGGUGCAGAAGGAUCUCGGAGGAAAGGCAUACGACGAGGAAGAACUCGUGUUCCAAGAUGAUGACCUCUUCGACUUCGACGCUGAUGGACAACUUCGCGAUAUUCCCGACAGUGAACGGGAAGCUCGUCGUGCUGGUAGCAUUGUACCUCAACAUCGUCUCGGCAGUGAUUCAGCAGCCAGUGGACGCGUUCGUAAGGAACAUGAAGAUGCUCAAGCUGGACAUAUUCUUCCUGUCUUGGACGGGGAUGGUGAUUUCGAUAUGAUGCAGUAUGGUGAUGAUGAUCUGGGUCUUCCUGACGCUGAAGCAUUCCCUGUUAUGGCUGGUGGACCUGCUCGAAACGAUGACCCUCCCCGACUCUCAUCUGAAGCCAACGCUCCCUCUUCCCCCGGAGGAGAGCCGUCGUCCGUCUCUGCCGAAGCUCCCCAGAAGCGUCAGAAAGCCAAGAAGUCUCGAGCCUUGAAGAUUGAUUCAACCGUCGUACUCCGCAACUCUGAUUUGAAUACCUGGCACAGAGAAUACCUCGACAAUAUGGCUGCACAAUCUCUGAUAAACAAUCACAAGAAGGCAUCUCAACAGGCAAAACCCAAUGCUUUCCAUUACCUCUAUGGUUCUGGUUUGAAUGGUGUUGGUGAAGGUAUUGGCUCUGAGAAGCUUCCAAAUCCUUUAGCCAUGUUUUCUGGUGAAGCAUUGAUGGCUAAACUUACUGGCAAGUCACUUGUCAAAGUCAGAGGUAGACAAUCCAAGAAGCGUGUUCAUGAGGACGAAGAAGACGAGCACUCUAACAAGCGUGUCCGAGACGAUGAAGUUGGUCGUGGCAUCCAAGGUCAAGACGACGAUGACAUGUUUAACAUGCCAGACGACGACCUCAAUCCCCUCGACAACGAAGGACCAGAAGCAGAAGCAAGCAUCGAGGUCGAGCGAGGCAGAGAUGCUCAGAGUGCACUAGCAGAUUAUCCCUCUUCCGCCAUGCCAUGGAACGUCUCUGCAUCCCUCCACUCCCACCAACGCGGCCAAUCAUCCUCCAUCCAAGGAGGACGUCUAGGCUCCCAAGGUCCGAGCAGGAGACUCACAUCCGCAUCUCCGCUCAUCGGUCGAGGUUCCGCUCUCCCUGGCGAUCUGGACGAUUUCGACAACAUGAUAGGCAUAGACGACGAAAUGGUCAUGUACGGCCGCUCCGACAACGAUCGCUCCUCUAGCCAUGUCCCCGGUCUCGGGUUCGGAGCCAUGGGAAUCAAGAGCUCGAGCCAAAUCGGCGUAGGAGACGACGAGUUUGAACUCUUUGGUGCGGCAGCAGCGGUCGAUACGCAGACGGCGGCUGAUUCUCAAUGGGUUCGUUCUGCGCUCGAUGCCGAGUCUAACAACUUCCUUGACUAUGUACGUAAUACGAUUGAGGAGAAGAGCGGCGAUGAGUUGAGUGCUGAUGAAGAUGAUUUGGAUCGUGUUGGUGGUGAUCGUGGUGUGGAGAAGAGUGUCACCUUUGAGGAACUUUUCGAUCCGGAGAAGAAUACUUGUGUGGUUGCCGCUCAGGCUUUCUAUCAUAUUCUCUGUUUGGCGACUAAGAGACGUGUCUGGGUUGAGCAGGAUGUUGUGGACUUUCAGCCUUGGGGUGAGAUUAGGAUUGGAGUUUCGAGUGUCUGA